AUGGUCGACACAAAAGACCAAGGUCCAUAUUAUCGAAUAAGUGAUACAAAAAAUGCUGAUUUAUUACGUGAACGCCAAUCAGCAACAUUUGAUGUUGAAGAACUUACACAAUUUAUGUUUGCUGGUCCAAAUAAUUAUUUUAAUGUUAAUAUACGACGUCAAAUUACUCGUCAAGCCUAUGCGUAUCCAAUCCAUAAAACGCAUUUGCCAUUGGAAUAUCUCGAUAGUGAUGAAUAUUAUUCUGUUGUUAUUCGUAAAAGUUUCGCAGGUGUUAAAGAAGCUGACCGUUUAAAUAUAACAAAUAAAAAAUAUCGUGAUUGGUUUUUAAAUAUUUUCUGUGGUGGAAAAUUUGCUUUUCAACUACAUACAAGUAUGUUUAUUCAUACACUUGAAACAUUGGCUAGUGAUGAACAAAAAGAAAAAUUUUUACCACUGGCACGUUCAUUUCAAAUAAUCGGUACCUAUGCUCAAACAGAAUUAGGUCAUGGCUCAAAUUUACAACGGCUUGAAACGGAAGCUGUUUUCGAUCGUACAACCGAUUCAUUUAUACUUAAUAUGCCAACAUUGACUGCCACAAAAUUUUGGCCUGGUGCAUUAGGUCGAUCAUCAAACUAUGUUUUACUUAUGGCACAAUUAUAUGCACCAGAUCGACAUCAUCCAUGUGGUUUACAAAUGUUUUUUGUUCAAAUACGAGAUUUAAAAACACAUCAACCAUUACCAGGAGUGGAAGUCGGAGAAAUUAGUACUCGAUUUUUUCACGAAGCUGGUGACAAUGGAUAUCUUCGCUUAACUAAUGUACGCAUUCCACGAAACCAAAUGCUGACGAAAUUAGCUUAUGUAGAUGAACAAGGUACUUUUCAUCGUCUUGCUGAUCCUCGUCUACUUUACGGAGCAAUGCUUGCAACACGUGUUAACCUUUGUGCAUUUUUUGCACUUUUACUUGCACGUGCUGUUACAAUUGCUGUACGCUACUCAGCUGUUCGACGUCAAGGUCAAACUCCAAGCGGAAAGGAAACACUUAUUCUUGAUUAUCCAUUACAGCAAGAUAAAUUGGUACCAUGUAUAGCUUCAACUUACGCAUUUUUUUAUUCGUUUAUGAAACUGGAAAACCUACGCGCACAAAUUUUAGACGGAGAUACUAUCUUAUUCGAUCGACUAGCGGAGCUUCAUGCUGUAUCAUCUGGUUUAAAAGCAUAUUCAUCAGGAAUAGCUGAACGAUUCAGUCAAAUAUGUCGUGUGGCUUGUGGCGGUCAUGGAUAUUUAGUAGCUAGUGGAAUAAAACCUGUUAAUAAUAUGCUUGAUGCAGGAUGCACUUAUGAAGGUGAUAAUGCUGUUUUAUUUCAACAAACAGCGAGAUUUCUUGUCAAAGCAAUUCAAAAAGACGAUGAUGAAAUGAAUAUUGACUCAUCGAUUGCUUAUUUAUUUUCAACAAAACCAGCUCCAGCAGCGAUUGUUGAUCUUGAUGAUUACUGUCGCUUAUUUGAAUGUCGGUCACAAAUGCUUUUAAAAUCAAUUUCUAAUCGAUUAAUGGAAUCAUCGUCACCAUCAUCAACACCGCAUGAUAUAUUUGUAAAAAAUUCCAUCGAGCUCGUUCAUGUGGCUAAAGCUUAUAUUGAAACAUUCGUUUUACGAGCAUUAUAUGAUGGUGUACGUAAAGCAUUGGGACAUAAUUCGUUAGCUUUAGUUUUUGAACAGCUUUUUCAUGUGUUUGCUAUUCAUACUUUAAGAAAUCAAGCAGCCGAUUUUAUUCGAUUAAAAUUACUUACAGCUGAACAAGUUUAUCAAUUAGAAACUUACAGUUUACCGGACAUGUACAAUCGUCUUCGACCAAAUCUUGUUACACUCGUUGAUGGUUUUGAUUUUCAUGAUAAUGAACUUAAUUCCUGCCUUGGUCGAUAUGAUGGUCAAGUAUAUGAAGCACUAAUGGAACGAGCACGACUUAAUCCAACCAAUCAGCAUAAAGUUCAUCCUAUUUGGACAUCAAUUAGACAAAAUCCAACGUCGAAACUCUAA
Molecule: messenger RNA, 2013 nt
Organism: Rotaria socialis
Lineage: Eukaryota; Metazoa; Rotifera; Eurotatoria; Philodinida; Philodinidae
Source: the annotation of a GenBank genome assembly